Messenger RNA from Zootoca vivipara (common lizard), 1969 nucleotides. It is a transcript of the gene MRAP2, whose product is annotated as melanocortin 2 receptor accessory protein 2. Gene Ontology annotation, molecular function: type 1 melanocortin receptor binding; type 5 melanocortin receptor binding; type 3 melanocortin receptor binding. Lineage: Eukaryota; Metazoa; Chordata; Lepidosauria; Squamata; Lacertidae. Gene Ontology annotation, biological process: protein localization to plasma membrane; regulation of adenylate cyclase-activating G protein-coupled receptor signaling pathway. Gene Ontology annotation, cellular component: endoplasmic reticulum; plasma membrane. The record is from RefSeq and is a predicted model, not a curated record.
UGAGGGGGAGGAGCUUUCCUGCCUUUGCUUCACUGCGGCGCGCUUCUUCUUAUGAAUGAAAGCGACUUGCCCGCUCGUCUGGAGCGGAGGAAGGAGCCUCGGACAGGUUGGAGAUGGCUGGACCCAGAUUUAUUUCCAACAGAACAUCCCACCACUCUUUACUAUCGAAUUCUGAUUAUACUUGGGAAUAUGAAUAUUAUGAAUACGGGCCAGUUUCCUUUGAAGGCCUCAAGGCUCAUAAGUAUUCGAUUGUGAUUGGGUUUUGGGUUGGCCUUGUUGUCUUCGUCAUUUUUAUGUUCUUUGUACUGACCUUGUUGACCAAGGCGGGAGCACCACACCAAGACACUGCGGACUCUUCUGAGAAAAGGCUCUGCAUGAACAACUUUGUGGCAGACUUUGGAAGGCCUCUCGAUUCUGAUAGGAUCAUUUCUCAGCAGCCUGCUGAGGAAUCCAGGCUGCUUUUUCACUGCUACAUCAAUGAAUACGAGAACAUGGACAGGGCAAAGCAAUGCCAGAGAGUGCCAGUUAUGGACAGUAACAUCCAUUUUCAGGAAGUAAUUCAAAGCAGCGAGAGAUUGGCGGAGGGGCUGAAUAGCCAUGCAAAAUUCAACAUCCCUAACUUUGUGAACACUGACCCGAAUUCUUCCCUGGGUGAAGACGACCUGCUGAUUUCAGAGCCGCCUAUCAUUUUAGAGAGCACACUGAGUCCAGCCUCCCACCAGAUUAUUGACUGAAGAAUAUUGAGCAAGGUAUUUCUUAAAUUAAAACAGAACACAUUUCUCCUUUACUUUCUAUCCUAUCUUUCAUUGGCGAGUACAGGACUACAGUUGAAUACACUCUGGUGACCAGCAUGGGAUAGUUUUAUGUGGUCUUUUUAAGUGUUUGAUGCAGCCAGAGCUUCUUACACUGCUUAUUUUAUUUUAUUUCUAGAAGUACAGCACAGCUGUUUAAUAAGGAAGUUAUCCAUGCUGGAAUAUGAUAGGAUGUGAGAGUUGUUGGAUUGUGUACAUGUGUGUGCUGGAGUGUGUUGGAAAGUCACAAUACUCUUAAGCCUUGCAUUUAAGCAAGCUAAGAACACAACCCUCCAAAAACUCAAUUCAGAGGAAGUCAAUUGUACCUAAGCCCUGUUGAGAUCAAAGGACUUAAGCACUAGUAGCGAACUCUGCACUGAGGUCAAUGGCUUUACAGUGAGACAUAGUUCUACAUCAUUUAGAAGUAGUUGGACAUUCUGUGGCGAAAGCCUUAUGCCAUAUCCUGUGUUGCAGGAAUGAGUGGGCAUACAUCUAUGCUGUAUGUGUGCUUUAUAAUCCUCGUAAUGUGCAAGAACUAUUCUUGUGUGUUCAAUCGUAUGUAUACCACAUAUACUUACUGGGACCAAUUGUCUAGCAUGCUUCUUGCAUGUGUACAAAAAGCCCUGUAGGUAUACAUCAUGCUCAGACAAGUACCUGCUAUUCCCUCAUGUUCCCAUAGUUGUGUUUUUCCUAUAGAAAAAGUAAAUGUAGAUAUUCUUAAUUGGUUUCAGUGUGAAUAGCAUGUUUUGUUUUGCUUUUCUUCAUGCUUGAUCCAGGAGUGUAACUUCUUGAUAUACAUUAUUUCUCCAGUACUAUUGCUUGAAAUAAACUGGGUUGUUGAUUUUUAUACUAAAAAAUAAAGCCUGCCACCUUCUGUGAACUGCCAUACCUUUAUUGUGCCAUGCAAUAUCUAGUCUUAAGUGAGCUUCUAAAUUGCAUUGCACAUAGCACUAUGGAAACAAACUUACAAACAGAGCCAUGGAUUGAAGCCAGGGUCAGUUUUCUGCUACGGCAGUGCUUCCCCUUUUGCCUGUAGGCAGAUAGAUGGGCCACUGAUGGGAUCCUUGUUGACAUCAACCAGCAGAAAGCCCCCAAAUGCCCCCAUUGGACCAAACUGAUAUGCCUGCCCCACCUUCUGCCACUGCAGGGCUGCAGAUGUGGCAGUGGCCCCACCUCUC